CUAGACAUCCAAAAGCAACAAGCAAGGAGCUAUGCGGAAAAAACAGAACAGAUUAAUGUCUUACACAAAGACUUAGAAUACACUACAGCAAUACUGAAAGAAAAGGAUUUAGUGAUUGAAUCUCAGAAGGAACUGAUUGAGACCUUCCAAAAACAAGAGCAAGACUCUGAACAGCAGAAGGAAAUUCUGCAGCAGCUUCAAGUGGCACUAAAGGAAAAAGAACAAGAAAUUUUAUCCCUUACAAAGCAAUGUGAGUCAUGGAAGGAAAAGGAGGAAAAGCGUGAAGCUGAGCAAACAAAUCUCCAAGCAACAAAACUGACUCUGAAAGAAAGAGAAGAAAAGACAGGGGUUCUGGAGGAGGCUAUCUCUAAGCUUCAGCAGCAAAAGGAGGAGGCAGCGAUGCAGACCAAAGCUAUACUGCAAAAACUAGAAUACACUGAAUCUUCUCUAGAAGCGAGAGAUCAAGAGAUAGUGUCUUUGCAAGAGCACGUCCAGGAGCUUCGAGAGCAGAAGGAGUUAGAAGCGGUGAGGAAGAGAGAUGAAGACAAUGAAGCGCUCGUGCAAAAACUCCAGCGCCAAGAAGAAGAACUGAAGACCUUGCAGAAUCUCCAGCUUAGGCUAACCAAGAAGAAUGAAGAUGUUAGGCAUUGCAGAGAGCAAGAGAAGCUCCUAGAAGAAGCCUUGCAUGAGAAGGAGCAAGAGACCAAGGCUCCAGGUGAACUAAAAGAGUUAGAAGAGGAAGUAAGAGCUCUUCAGGAAGAUCUCCAGCAUGUUCAGCCGACUCUGACAAAGAAGGAUGAAGAGAUCAAGCACCAGCGAGACAGAGUUGGGUACUUAGAGAAGACUCUGACAGGGAGAGAACAAGAGCUUAGGAGGCAGAGUGAACUCCUGAAACAAAUAACAUCAGCUUUGCGAUGGAAGGAUGGAGGGGAGACUCUACAGAAACAAAUCCAGAAACUCCAGAAAUGGGAGGAAGAGAAAGCAGAGAAGAGGAGAGUUCUCCAGGAGAGAGACCGUUCCUUGCAAAGACAGAAGGAGCUAACCCAACAACUGGCGGAUGAGCGGAAAGCCAAGGGGGAAGAAUUGGAGCGCACGAUUGCUAUUUUGAAGCAGACCAAAAGCAGGGAAGUCAAAUGGAAAGAGAAGGCACAAGCACGGACUCUUGCCCUUACCAAGAGUGAAAUGGCCAAUGGGACUUUGAGGGAAGAAAUAGUCAUCCUGCAGAGUAUGGUUUCAGAGGGGGUCACGGACCAGUUUCAUCAUCAGGUAGGCAGUGUGAUUGAUCACCAGUCAACUAAAAUGUCUAUAAAGGAUUCUAAUGAUGAUUCCCAUAAAGAUACGGGAAUAUAUAGUCCCAUAAAUACAUGA
Molecule: messenger RNA, 1368 nt
Organism: Harpia harpyja (harpy eagle)
Lineage: Eukaryota; Metazoa; Chordata; Aves; Accipitriformes; Accipitridae
Product: centrosome-associated protein CEP250-like
Exons: 2
Source: RefSeq, a predicted model, not a curated record